This is a messenger RNA of Ramularia collo-cygni, 1713 nucleotides long. Its product is annotated as related to choline dehydrogenase. The transcript has 2 exons. Bases 1 to 1713 code for a protein of 570 amino acids. The record is from RefSeq and is a predicted model, not a curated record. Gene Ontology annotation, biological process: secondary metabolite biosynthetic process. Lineage: Eukaryota; Fungi; Ascomycota; Dothideomycetes; Mycosphaerellales; Mycosphaerellaceae. Gene Ontology annotation, molecular function: oxidoreductase activity, acting on CH-OH group of donors; flavin adenine dinucleotide binding.
AUGUUAGUCCAAACUCUGUACCGUCCUACAUCAUUGUCCGGAGACACACGAGCGAUAGCGCACCUACAGAGGCACAUAUAUAAUGUCAGCUCAUCCAGUGUCAUUCCAGGACUUGCCUUCACUCAGUUCGUCGGAGCGAGCCCGGACGAUAACCAACCUUUGAUCGACUGGGGUUUCGUGACCACUCCACAGGCCGGUGCUAACAAUAGAAGCAUUCAAUAUGCUCGGGGCAAGACGAUUGGUGGAUCAAGUGCACGUAAUUACAUGGCCUUUCAUCGUGGGACGAAUGGCUCCUACCAGCGCUGGGCGGAAGAGGUCGACGACAACAGCUAUGCCUUGUCCAACCUCAUGAAGUACUUCCAGCGAAGCGUGACGCUGACGCCACCUAAUUCAGACCUUCGCUUUGCGAAUUCCAGCGUGGAAUUCGCAAGCUCUGCAUUCAACAACAGUUUAUACCCCAACCAGCCACUACAAGUGACUUGGGGCAACUGGGCGUACCCGAUCGCGUCAUGGACACAACUCGCCCUGGCCAAGAUCGGGAUUCCAACGAACCCGCAAGGUUUCCUGAGCGGGCAACUAUCAGGCUCAUCUUGGUGUCCGUCAACGAUCGAGCCAGACAAUCAGCACCGUUCGUCUUCUCAGACCAGCUUUCUAAACUAUGCAAUGAGAACAACCGGUCUGAAAACCUACUCUCACUGCUUCGCUCGUAAAGUGGUGUUCAACGGGACCAAGGCCACAGGUGUGCUUCUUCAAGCUGGCCGUAAGAACUUCACGCUUACCGCGAACAAAGAGGUCAUCUUAUCAGCAGGUGCCUUCCAGUCUCCACAGCUUUUGAUGGUCUCUGGAAUUGGUCCCCGGGAAACUCUGCAGCGGUUGAACAUUCCGGUGGUUGCAGACCUUCCAGGAGUUGGCCAAGAUCUAUGGGACCAGCCGCUGUGGGGAAUUUCAUACCGCGUUAAUGUCUUGACUGGAUCCGAGAGUGUCAACAACCCAGCGUAUGCCGCAAUGGCGGUAGAACUAUUCAUUGCCAAUGGAACCGGUCCAUUAGCUAGUCCUCCUUCUUUACUUGCUUUCGAACGCCUGUCAGACUCAGCUCCGGAGCUACUUCAAAACAGUACGCUCCAAGCUCUAGAAGACUUCCCAUCCGACUGGCCGCAGAUCGAGUAUUUGGUCCAAAAUGGUUAUGCCGGCGACUUUGAAAACUCCAUGACUGCGGAUCCUGCUGAUGGGUACAACUACGCUACCUUGGCCGCUUGUCUCGUCAGCCCAUCUUCGAAAGGAAACGUCACAAUUUCCUCUGCAGAUGCGUCUGUUCCGCCCGUGAUCAAUCCCAAUUGGCUCACUACUUCCGAGGAUAAAGACUUGGCUGUGGCAUCCUUUAAACGAUUGCGACUAAUCUGGAGUCACAUGUCGAACGUCACUAUCGGGGAGGAGUACUUCCCGGGUCUGGAAGUCGAGUCUGAUGAGCAGAUACUGGCGUUCAUUCAACAGUCUAUGAUUCAACUCUACCAUGCCUCUGCAACUUGCAAGAUGGGAAGAAGGAGUGACCCGCUUGCUGUGCUGGAUUCCAAAGCUCGAGUAUAUGGUGUGGAUGGAUUGCGUGUUGUGGAUGCCUCGUCUUUUCCGUUCUUGCCGCCGGGACAUCCUCAGGCUACUGUCUAUAUGUUGGCUGAAAAGAUUGCAGAGGACGUUAAGCAGGAGCUGCAAUUGUGA